CUCCUGAUUGUGGCUUUUUUUUGUUGUUGUUUUCCAUAGGACACCUACCAGAAUGGACUUUCCUAAGAUUUUUUUGGGAGGAAGUUCAAUAAAAUCUUCUUCCCAAGGUGAUGAUGAAUUGCUUCGUAACCAACGAAAUAUUCUUUUCUUAGACAACCUAUUAUGGACAUAAACAAAUAACCAAGCCUUUUCUCAAUUAUUGGAGUGACUAAAUGAAUCUCAUGUUUUCAUUUUGUUAUAUUUAAAGUCAUAGUCUCGAUCAAUCCACAUGCUUUCAUAUCUUUCUUUACUAACUCUACCAACAUUAAUUUUGGUCUUCCUUUUCCCUUAGUAUUAUCUUCAAUGUGGACUAUGUCAUUUUUUUCAAAUCAAUGCACCUAAAAGGUCUUCUUUGCACAUGUUCAAACCAUCUUAACCAAUUUUUUUUCUCAUUUUAUCUCCAAUUUGUGCUACUCCAACCAUCUCCCGAAUAUGGUCAUUUCUAAUUCAGUCCUUCUUAGUCUUACCGCACAUCCAUUUCAACAUUCCAAUUUCUAUCACACUUACUUUAUACAAAUGUUGUUUCCUAAUUGCCCAACAUUCGGUACCAUAAAGUAUAGCAACUUAGAUAACCCACUAGUACGAGAGAUGAGAAAAGAAUGGAAAUGAGUUGAUAGUGUUAAACAAUUAUCGUGUUUGAUUGAUUAAUAAAGGAAAAGAAAAGAAAGUAUAUUAAUCAUGUUAGGGAAAGAAAUGAAAGAAACUAUUUUAAUGAAUUUACUAUCGUAUCAUUUUCUAUAAAUUUUGUCUACUAUAAAAAUAAGGACAAAUUUCGUAUUAAUAAAGUUUUAUUAAAAAUGCUAUCAUUUCUUUCAAAUUACUCUCAUUUUCUAAGAGAUAACAAAACCAACUCAUCAAGUUUUAAUGUAUCUCUCCAAAUCCUUCUAUUCUCUUUCUUUUCCUUCCAAAAUUUUAUAUAAACACAAAAAAUCUUCUCUCUUAAUUUCCUUUCUUUUCUUUCCUUCCGUUUCUUUCCAACCAAACUGGACCUAAGAGAUGAAAAUAUUCAAAUAACGACCAAAACGUCAUGGUUUGUAACUUCUUUCUCCCCUUCCUCACUCAUUCACGUCUGUGGUUCUCUCUUUUGAUUAAAAAUAUCUGAAACCCUCAAAGUCUCUUCAUGUCUAUUUGCUAAAUUAGAGUUUUAGUAUGAUUUAGUGUCUGUCUUGGACAAAACCUAAUAGAAUGAAAUGCAUUGAAAUGGUCCUUUUAAUUAUUUCAAUUUUGUAUGCAUGACAAUUUGUUUGUGUUCAGUGAAAUACUAACAAUGUGGAUUUUGAUACUAAUGCUUGCUGUCGUGAAUUCACAGGACUAUAUGUUUGGGCUAAAUAAGUACUUGGCCAACCGAUCCAAAUGAGGGCAGUGUCGAGCAAAGUAGAGAUAGAGAGAGAGUGACAUAUUUGAGAUUGUAUGUACACAUAUACAACAUAUACAAGUGUAUAAUUGAGGGCAUUUUUAUAUUUACACAAAAAAUAAUAAUAUCUCACGUGUUAGUCACUUGACCAUUUAAGGGCUAUCUUUUAAUGGUUAUCUAACGGAAGGCAGUAAGAUGUAACAUAUUGGAGUUAUAUACAAAAUUGGUUUUAGAAACAAUCUAGGAAGUACCCAGAAUUUUCAUCCCCAACAAUUUGACUUAUUCCAAGUUAAAAAGUCUACUAGUAGUAUUUUGUCACUUCAUGCUACUGAAUUAAUUCAUGAACUGUUUUUCUUUGAACAAGAAACAACUUGUUUCACACACCUUACUAUUUUUCCUUCUACUCAAUACAAAUGAUCAAUUCCAACAAAAACUUAGCUGCAAUUCUUUGGUUCCUCCUGUUUAUUCACAUCUCCCUAUUACUAUCUUGCUGUUUAGCAAUAGACAUCAUUUCUGAAACCCAACAAGUAUUGGAUGGUCAAACCUUAGUUUCAGAAGGGGAAGGCUUUGAGCUGGGCUUCUUUAGUCCUCCUAAUGCAUCCCAUUUAAGAUAUGUGGGUAUAUGGUACAGAGGACUCCCUGUUAAAAAAGUUGUAUGGGUUGCAAACAGUGACAACCCAUUGACGGAUAUGUCUGGAGUUCUAGUGAUCGGAAUGGAUGGGCAUUUGGUGCUCAUUGAUGACAGAUUCAACACAAUUUGGUCCACAAAGCUAGCUUCUGUUGCAUCAAAUGAUACAAUUGCGGUACUUCGUGCUUCAGGUAAUCUUGUUCUUAUUGAAAACAAAUCAAACGGAAGUGUCUUAUGGGAAAGCUUCGGUCGUCCAUCAGAUACUUUAUUGCCGGGCAUGAAGCUGGGAUUGAACACUAAGACAGGGGAAAGUUUAUUUUUAACAUCAUGGAAGAGUGACAAGGAUCCAUCACCCGGAAGUUUUGUCUUAGUUUUGGAGCCUCGUGAACUGACAGAAAGUGUGAUCUUAAACAGAACAAUCCAAUGCUGGCGAAGUGGGCAGUGGAACAGGAGGACCUUCAUUGGAAUUCCAGGCAUGACCACGGACUACCUUACAGGCUUUAACCUUGUCAAGGAUAAUCAGGCAGGAACGAUCUAUUUUGUGUAUUCUUUAUUCAAUAUGUCGUCAUUUCCAUUGUUUUUGAGUCCUCUGGGAGCUCUAAUUCAAACAAACUGGGAUGCAGAGACUAGAAAAUGGGUAAAUUAUGUGAUUGCACCCAAAGGUCCCUGUGAUAUUUAUGGUACAUGUGGCUCAUUUGGGAUCUGUAAUGAUAGGAACUCCCCAAUAUGCAAUUGUUUGAGAGGGUAUGAACCAAAGUCUACAGAAGAAUGGCACAGAGAAAAUUGGACAGGUGGUUGUAUAAGAAGAGUUAAAAUACAGUGUGAGAGGAAUUCGAGCAUUGAUGAUAGCAAAGUAGACGGUUUUAUAAAGCUGACAGGAGUAAAACUACCAGACUUCUCAGAUUACUUGGCUUUGAAUGACGCUAUAGAUUGUGGUGAUUUUUGCCUGAAGAACUGUUCUUGUGUUGCAUAUGCACAUGUAAAUGGAAUUGGUUGUAUGGUUUUGGGAGGACAUCAGGUUGAUGUUUAGGGCGUUCUCUUAUGGUGGAGAGGAUCUAUACCUUCGACUCGCAUAUUCUGAAGUAGGUGAAAAGAGACGAAUAACGGGCUUUAUCAUUAUACUCAUAGUCAUCUCCACGAUAAUCGGCCUCAGUAUUUUGGCAUAUAUUUUAUGCAGAUGAAGA
This is a messenger RNA of Cornus florida, 3205 nucleotides long. Its product is annotated as G-type lectin S-receptor-like serine/threonine-protein kinase At1g11330. The transcript is spliced from 2 exons. NCBI's taxonomy places the organism in Eukaryota, Viridiplantae, Streptophyta, Magnoliopsida, Cornales, Cornaceae. The coding region runs from base 1807 to 3051 and encodes 414 amino acids. The record is from RefSeq and is a predicted model, not a curated record. Gene Ontology annotation, biological process: recognition of pollen.